UCAUUGCUAGAACACUUCUCUCAAGAAGCGCGUCGUUUGGUCAGCAAUUUUAUCCAAUGGAAACAAACCCUUUUAUGUGGACAAAGCCUUUGUCGUGGCCAGAAAUGCGGGAUAAUUACAUUCGAGAUUCUUUGGAUAAUUCUGUGACAGAUGAUGCGGGAUGUUUAAGAAUAAACCAGGCGAAGAAAGUAUACAAGAAUCAGAUUUUAAAGCCGAAAGCAAAAAGACAAACCGCCAUGCAUUCAUGUUCUUCUAAAGAGAUUAUGAAAAAUCAAAGUGUAAAGAUUGAACCCAAAAUGUGCCGUCGUCCUCGACGUUGGUUGUCAUUGUCAGAUCUCGAAUUUUCGUCCAUCGUUGAAGAUAUUGGAAAAUCUACCAAUAGUUUGCAUGGUAGAAAAAUUGUGGACAGAAAAUUACCACAAGUUAAAUUUGGCGGCAAAUUUUCAUCGCUACUAAGAAAUUCAUCUCCAAGUGAGUCUUUCAACUUGCAACAUGAGCACGGCUAUUACUCAUCAAGUGGAAAGUUAAUGGGUAGUACAGCAAAGCAAUCACAGCAACAACAGAGACGUAGUCGUACCACGUUUACAACAGAACAACUAGCCGUUUUGGAGUCAGCUUUUAAAAUUUGUCAUUAUCCGCCUGUUGGGGUUAGAGAGGAACUUGCGUCAAACACAAAACUCACAGAAGCCAGAGUACAAGUAUGGUUUUCCAACAGACGAGCCAAAUGGAGAAGAACUCAGUCUACGGAUUCAUUUAGAAUGAAUAAUCAAACAAUCUUCAGCGCGCAUAACGUUGCUGACCAAGAAACAGGAAGCAUUUGCAACGAAACAUAAAACACAAAUUAAAUAUAUAUAUCUCCAAAAAAUGUAAAAAGCGAAAUUGCUAACUGUUUUGCAGUGUCUAACUUUGUGUACAUGCUUUUAGCUUUUGAAAAAAUCAGUUGAAGUGUUCACUCGACAACGAAAUUAUUGGACGCAAAGUGCAUGGACCUAUGAUUCGUUUUGUCAUUUUGUAUUUUCUUCUUGUUUUGUUUUUCUCAUUAACUACUGGACCAUUCGCUUUGAUAUUUUUGUGUUGUUAAAGAUUGUUGUCACCAGAAAACUAUCACUUUUAUUCAUUUCAAAACUUCCUGCGGGCUCUGUUGUAUUCGUUUUUCUAUUUCUAUUUUUGUGGUGAAGUUAACAAAAUGACGGUACAGGUACUAUAUUAUAUUGGGUUUUUGAAAUUAUGCCGCUGUAUUUACAUUUUAAUCAAACCCAUUUUAUAUAUUUCAUAUAUAUGCUUCAUACACAAUUUCAUGAAUAUAUAUGUUUAGUUUAUUAACCAUUAUGGUAAAGGGAAGAUUGUCGUUUGAUUCCAAUAUGAUAUACCUAGUAGU
Messenger RNA from Styela clava, 1378 nucleotides. RefSeq lists its product as uncharacterized. Gene Ontology annotation, biological process: regulation of transcription by RNA polymerase II. Gene Ontology annotation, molecular function: RNA polymerase II transcription regulatory region sequence-specific DNA binding; DNA-binding transcription factor activity, RNA polymerase II-specific. Lineage: Eukaryota; Metazoa; Chordata; Ascidiacea; Stolidobranchia; Styelidae. The record is from RefSeq and is a predicted model, not a curated record.